Molecule: messenger RNA, 1982 nt
Organism: Neofelis nebulosa (Clouded leopard)
Lineage: Eukaryota; Metazoa; Chordata; Mammalia; Carnivora; Felidae
Gene: KCNK16
Product: potassium two pore domain channel subfamily K member 16
Exons: 5
Coding region: 93-977 (294 amino acids)
Biological process (GO): potassium ion transmembrane transport; stabilization of membrane potential
Cellular component (GO): membrane
Molecular function (GO): potassium ion leak channel activity
Source: RefSeq, a predicted model, not a curated record
GGCAGGCAGGAGGCUGGGCACGGGUCCCCGGGCGCUUCCCCCCUCUCCUCCCAGAGGCAGCCCCGUAGCCCCGGCAGAUUCCCGGCCACACCAUGCCCCAAGCCAGGCUCUGCAGCUGCUGGGGUGGCCGGGUGCUGCCCCUGCUGCUGGCCUAUGUCUGCUACCUGCUGCUUGGUGCCAUUGUCUUCCAGCUGCUGGAGAAGCAGGCGGAGGCUCAGUCCAGGGACCAGUUCCAGUUUGAGAAGCUGCGCUUCCUGGAGAACUACACGUGCCUGGACCAGCGGGCCCUGGAGCAGUUUGUGCAGGUGAUCAUGGAAGCCUGGGUGAAGGGUGUGAACCCCAAAGGCAACUCCACCAACCCCAGCAACUGGGACUUCGGCAGCAGUUUCUUCUUUGCGGGCACGGUUGUCACCACCAUAGGAUACGGCAACCUGGCGCCCAGCACGGAGGCAGGCCAGGUCUUCUGUGUCUUCUAUGCCCUGGUGGGCAUCCCGCUCAACGUGGUCUUCCUCAACCACCUGGGUGCAGGCCUGCACGCCCACCUGGCCGCCCUCGAGAGGUGGGAGGAGCAGCCCAGGCGCUCCCAGCUGCUGCAGAUCCUGGGCCUGGCUCUGUUCCUGACCCUGGGGACGCUGGUCAUUCUCAUCUUCCCGCCAAUGGUCUUCAGCCACGUGGAGGGCUGGAGCUUCGGUGAAGGCUUCUACUUUGCCUUCAUCACUCUCAGCACCAUUGGCUUCGGGGACUAUGUUGUCGGUACAGACCCCAGCAAGCAUUACAUCUCGGUGUACCGGAGCCUGGCAGCCAUCUGGAUCCUCCUGGGCCUGGCCUGGCUGGCUCUGGUCCUCCCACUGGGUCCUCUGCUUCUGCACAGGUGCUCCCAGCUCUGGCUGCUCAGCAGGGGACUUGGCCUCAAGGAAGGGGGAGCCCCCGAGAUGGAAAGGGUCCCCAGAACUCAGAAGACCCCCAUCUCUGCAUGAGGCCUCCAGCAACCCCAGGAGCCCCUCCUGCUUCCCCUACCCCUUCUAGACUUCUAUAUGCCUUCUAGACUUCCUGUUCAAGAUCCUCCCUCUCCCCUUCCCAGCCAGGGCUGAUCUCAGGAUCUCUCCAGAGAGUAAAGGAGACAGGAAUAUUCAAGCAAGUAACUGAAAGGAGAUGUAGGACAGGAUGAGAGACGUGUGUGGAGUGAGAUGCACGCUGUUGUCCCAAAGCCCCUCCCCCAAAUGUGACCUGGAAAAGUUGAAUCCAGACAUGGAUCACCGUAGCCAAAUCUCCAUCAUGCCCUCCCCACAUUCCCCCCAACCCAGGAGACUUUAUGCAGUACAGUAAACAUAGGUUGACUUUAUUUUCACUUCAUUUGAUAUGUGCACGAGGGGCAUUUGUCAGGCCCCCACUGUGUGUCAGGCAGAGGGCCAGGUUCUGGGGACACACAGUGAAAUAUCCUGCUCUCCAUGUGCGUUUAGUCCACUAGAAGCACUAAAUAAGCAGAUAGGCCCCUACCCAGUGCCCAAAAUGCUACAAUGGGGCAGAGCAGGCCUGACAAGAGCCCAUAGGGGUGGCUGGUGGGGAGGGUCAAGGAGAGAGGAGGGCUGGGGAGGGACUUUUGGAGCAUCUUCAUGCAAACAGGAUAUCUACCCUCAGGAAUCUGGCAGCUGCCUCUCAAAGCCUGCCAGUUCCCCUUGCCUAGAGGUCUAGAACUGUCAGUGAACAAGGCUUAGGAGCUCUUGUGUAUCCCAUACCUUCCUGAGUGUGGCCUCCCCUGACUCCCCAGGGCACCCCUUGACCUCAUCACCCCCUCUGGGUGCCUGUCUUAAGAGCCUUUCCAAACACACCCAGAGACGAGCUCUGUGGAGGCCUGGCCUCCUUUAGGAACAUUCUCUGCAACCCCGGCCCUUCUCCUGCCAGACUGUGACGUCUCUGGCCAGAAGGAGAGGAGAGAUUUAGACCAGUCCAUCCACAGCCCAACUUCAUCAAGGACUUCAAAG